Messenger RNA from Marchantia polymorpha subsp. ruderalis, 12137 nucleotides. Lineage: Eukaryota; Viridiplantae; Streptophyta; Marchantiopsida; Marchantiales; Marchantiaceae. The record is from the annotation of a GenBank genome assembly.
UCGUCUCGUCUCGUGCUGGAUCGCGUGCUUGCUUUCUGCGAUGGGAAUCUUGCGUGCCGCAUGUUUGGCUGCUCUCGGUCGUCUCAAUCGGAGGAGGCGUGCGUGCGAGCGAGCACUCUGAGCAGGACCGCCGAGGGGACGGGAGUCAGCCACUUUUCUUCCUCCUUCUCUCGUUCUCUCUCUGUCCUUUUCUUUUUUUCCUCUGUCCACUUUUUUGCUCGUAAAUUGCUCGUUUGCGUCGGGGAGGGAGGAAAAUGGUGGAGGGAUAUGCGCGUCUCGCACAGCGCAAUUGGGCGCGUGUACAGUGAGGUGAUAGAUUCGAAGAUAACGACCUGGGGCAGAGAUUCCGGAGACGGGAAGAAAGCGGAGGAGGGAGGAUUGGGGAAAUAGUAGAGGGCCCAGCGAUUUGGGCCGGAAUUCAUUUGUGGGUUGGAAUCGGGACUGAUUUCAGCAGCGGAAGUCUGUUGUGUAGAGCGUGGAGCAGCAGCGAGGAGGGAAAUCGGCGUCAUUUUUUUCGCACCGGCGCGAUCGUCGAGAUCAGUACAUUUUCAUCCCCGCAGCGCACGAGAAUCGAGAAGCGAGCGGAGAGAAUUUGCAGUGGGCUGGGGGCAGGGGCGGUGCUGGAUAUGGUAGGCAGCCCCUGUAACUCCCGCUUUCACCCCAGUGCGCAGCAGGGCGUCUCGUCGUGCUGGACGUUGCCUCCAUGGCCAGAACAGGUGCUACGCCCAGCAACUCUUCUUCUUCUACCUCAUCGCCUCCUGAACUCUUCGCAACUGACAUCACCAACAACUUUGUGGAGCUCAAGAAUGUGAUCCUCAACGAAUUUCACGUUCUGCGCAAGUUUCUGCUCAUCAGCUUAUGCGAUCAGGCCCUUCGAGUGACUCUGGACAGCGACUUGAGUUCUUCGAUUGGAUUCCAGCUCAACAAUGAAAACAUCGACAACAACGAUGAAAGCAGCGGGACGGAGCCAGUCGUGGCAACGUUUCUGGCAGAUGACUUUAGCGAGUUGUUCAACACCGUGAAUCUUGUCAAUGAGGUGAUUUUACAACCUCGGCAAGUCCAGCAAGUUAUUUUGACGUUCCGUCCUUUGGAAUCAUCAAGCGAUGCUUCGGAGCACGAAAGGGAUUUCAAAGAAGGGCAGCGGGAGAUUGAGUUGUCUUCCGAUGCAGAAAUUCAAGAAAAUGGGUCUGUUGAGCCGUCUUCUAAAGCUGUACAUCCCCGCGCUAAUCAGUCCUUCAAGGUCACUGGCAUGGUUUUCCUGUCGGCCACAGUUCUCAGUGACAAUUCCAGAACGCAAGUGGCUCCAAUUUCAGACAAGAGUCUCGAUUGUCGCCAAGACAUCGUUAUUCAUUUUCAAUCAACAGUCUGUCGGUCUAUUUUGAAGGCGGAUGUUCAAGACAUUGUUUUCGACGACUGCGUUCCCGGAGGAGUAUUUGUGAAAGAUUUUAGUGUCUGGAAUUUAUCUGAAGUUCCAUGUUCAUUCCAGCUUCAUGUCAAGAAUGGCCAGACUGAACAACCUAGUCUGGACCUUACAGAUUAUGACACAGGGUUGCCUAUUUCAAGUGGGGAAAUCAAAAGCUGUGCUCAUCGACGAAUACGGGUGAUGUACAAGCCAAGAGAAGUUGGCGAUUGCGCGUACUCUAUACAGUUGGAGAACAGUUUCGAUGUGCGGAACUCAACCUGCAUACCUGUACAAUGCAUUGUUAAUGCAGAACACCGAAGAGAAGGUCUUCUUGUUACUGGCGUUGGUGAAGAUGGUGUUCUGGAUUUUGGGGAUUGUUAUGCAAACAAUGGUACCUGCCAAAUGUUGACUGUGAGGAAUAUCACUCAGGAGGCCCUUGUGGUCAAUUUGGGAACAGACCACUCUCCUGGAGAUAAGGUUAACUUUUACUUGCAACCUGAGCUUGAUAUGUCAGCGGGCUCCACCACACUUUAUCAAGCCGAUGCCAACAAUCCAGAACACAGCCCGCUGAUUCCUGACGAUGAAUCCACCUCAAGUGUGCUUACUCUCAAACUGGGAGAUUGUUUGGGCACCCGUGUCAACUUUGACAAAAAGAACAGGGUGGAAGAAUUGUCACUUGGACGUGGUGAGGAGAAAAAUCUUCUUGUUUGGUUUUAUGCAGCCGGUGCAUCGGAUGAAGCGAAAGCACCAAAACUACAGCGAAGGACCUUCCGCCUCUCCCUUAAGUGUGUUGAAAAGAAGGGUCGAAGUAAACAGCGCUUCUCGAACAUUAUUCAGGGUAAAGCUCGCGUGUGUACAUCGAUUGUGAAGCUGUCCACACCAGAGCUUAAUUUUGGUGACUGCAACAUCGGAUCACAUAAAUCAGCGAGUGUGGAUAUCAUGAAUCUCUCUGAUCUUCCUGCUCUCGUGACUUCAUACGUCACGUCCACGGUGCUGAGUUUCAAGUCCAACGUUGAAAGAGUGCUGAUACCUCCUCGACAGUCAUACAGAUUGGAUAUCGAUUUGGUGCCACUUAAAAUCAAUCUGAAUUAUCGCAAGCAGAUCAGUAUUGACAAUUUUUAUAACAAGGAAAAUCAGCAGGUUUUGGAAGUUCGUGCCAAAAUCAUGGAUCGUCAUCACGUCCUCCUCCACUCUCUAUACUACAAACUACAUACUCCGUCGACGAACAACUUUCUCAACUUCGACUGUGCUAUUGUCAACAAUCCAAGUAUUCGAACACUAGCUAUCGAGAACAUUACAGAAAAGAGUCUGGUGCUUGGGUUUAGUACCUCUUUACCGGAAGAGCUAGGUAUUUAUCAACUCCGAGACGAUUGCCAGUCAGAACUCGGAGACGAUACUUGCAGUACACUAAGUGAAGGAAGUGAGGAGGAGACUCAUGAAAGCAGGAGAAGAGCUUAUGCUGCUCUAAUGAACAAAGAGAAACUCCUCGAAACGCUUGAAGAAUCGCAACCACGACUAAAGAAGGCAAUUGUUGACUCGGCUCCGUUUCCGGUGCAGCAAGGUCACAAUAAGUCGAUACCUCCGCGGCCACCAUUCACACCGUUUACCGGCUCCAAGAGGAAAGCGAGAAUGAGGAUGUCUCUUGAUCUUGCUACAAGCUCCUCCUUUCCAAGCAACGGUGGUGAUAAAUCUCUGUUACUUGUUUCAUCUGGUUCUGGAUCGGUGUCUGGAAACGGUGAAUCCAAAGUUGAAUCCCUAGAUGCUGUGAAACCCUUUGGCCAUCCGGGGGAUGACAUUGGGCCUCGCCCUUUGAAGAGAGUACAGAGCAGCGCAGUGCUGAGUGCAAUUGAAGAGGUGCAAAAUAUUGUAUCAGAAAGUUCACAGGAAGAAGUUUCCCCUGAGGGUAUUGAGGAAGUACUCAAGCGACUGAGUGAUCAUGUCAUCUCUAAUUGCACAUUUGCAGAUGAAGAAGCUGCGAAGCAGUAUGUGGAAAAUCAAAUAAAGGAUCGGGAUCUUCUGAUGCAUGUUCUGGAAGAUGUUCCUCGAACUUUAACCCCAGUUCGGAAACUUGAGAUUCUUCCCGGUGAAACGAAACUGCUGUAUGUUUUGCUUACGGUGGAUGGGCAAGUUCGUUCUACUGUGCAAGGACGUCUCCAAAAACAAACAGCAAAGGUGAAUAUACAGCUUUUGGACUAUGACAAGGAGCGUCAGGAGCUUUUGGAAGGAGGCUUUUUAGAGCCCGCAAUAAAUGAAGAUCUCCUCACACGAGAGCUACCCGUGAAUUUUGUGGUCUGUAGGGCUCUUCUCUCCCUUGCACAGAAGAAUAUCAGUUUCGGAGCGCUUCUUACAAACGAACAUCGUGCAAAAACUCUUGUGCUAACAAACAUAUCAGAUGUUCCUUUGCUUUACAAACUGAAAAAGACGGGUUCCAUAGCUUCUGGAGACUUGCACAUAAUCAACGGACGUACUGGUAUCUUGCGGCCACACAGUACGUGUGAAGUGAAUUUUGUGUUUCAACCUUCGUUGGGUGGGUCCUUUCAUGAAACUCUUGUCGUAAGUAAUGUCUACGAUCCUAGCAAUGAUCAGGUUGUCACUCUGAAGGCCACCAUCAGCCGAGCAGAUACGUUCUGGUUGAACACCUCCAGCAUUGACUUUGGAGGGGUGAACGUUGGAGAGUGGUCAAGACCCCAGAGCAUCGUAUUCGUGAAUAAUAGCAAACAGUCACGAACCUUCAUGUUAAAGGCAGGUGACUCUGGUUCUGAUGAGAGGGUCGUCAAGCCUCCAUUUGAUGUAGCCACAGAUGAAUCUCCAGUUUUGAGAUUCAUGGUAGAAGAGGAGAAGAAAUUGUCCUCGGCAAGUGCAGUUGGACCGGAGCAGGAAUUGAUUGAGGCACUGGAAAGAAAGGGCCUAGCCUAUGAGCGGAAAGGCAAAGCAGACAAAGCAGCCAAGAUACGUAAGCAGAUUGAAGAGCUCAAAUCACGAGAUUCGUUUACAGUGACUGCCGAGAAAGAGAUUGAUGUGGAGGGUUCUGAGGGUUCUAAAGUUGAUAAAGCUCAAAGUGGUAGCGAUACGGAGUCACAACACAAUUAUAGUCCCGGAGAGAGCAAUGCUCCAAUUGCUGAUCAGGGCUUGGGCAGGAGGUCUUCAGCCAAGGGUUCAGAUGGAUAUGUCAGUCUCUCAAUAAAAGGAGGUGAAUCCAAGGUCGUUCUUGUGAGCAUCCUCUCUUCUUUAUCAGCACCAAGCCAAAGGGUUGUGGGUACUCUUCUUGCUUAUGAAAGCAAAAAUCAGGACGUGGUGAAAAAGAUUCAGUACGAAGCAACUGUGGUGCAGGGUGAGGAUCUUAGAGAUAUAUCUGGAUCAGUAAACUCAAGCCCCUUUAAGUUGAAAUUGAGAACGUCUGGACCGGAGAUUCCCCGAUAUGCCACCUUGUUAGCUCCAUCUCCAAGUCUUUCGCCUGAAAGUUCAGCACCAACAUCACCUGUAGGUGCCUACACACCUCAAUCAGCUGCUGCUCAAAAUCUGUCCAGAACCUCAUCACCGGAUCUUUCUACAUCCAUAUCUCAUUUUAACGACGCACUUAUAUCGUCGAACAAGGACGCGGGGCCUUCAUCUAACCCUCGAAAUUUAGCCACCAGCUUUGCUCACGCUUUAGAUGGCGAUGGCUGGGGUUCAAAACAACAUAUUCUUCAAUGGGGGGGCGAGGAAGCAGAGGGAAUCGCCUCGGUUGAUAAUGUCUCCGAUUGCAUUGGUGUUGACGAGGAUGACGGUAGCAGAUCUGAAAGUUAUAGCGGAGUAUCUGGGUUUGAGCCCCUCUUCAAGAUAGACUUGUCACAACAGACACACGAUCAAGCAACAGGUAUUGCAGAGCACAGAGAUGGUGAUGAUGAGAUGGUAAUGUACUUAUCCUCGGCUGCAGAUCUUGCCAAAAGUUUGGUGUCUCAAAAGAUUCAAGAGCUGGGGAAGGCAAUAUUUGCUGGAGAACUUAAUCUUGAGGAUUGUUCUUAUCAGGAUAAGAGGGAGGCAUCUUUUACCCUGAGAUCGUUAUCAAGUCAAGACAUUUCUAUCCAGUUUCAUCUCGCAUGGGAUGGAGAACCUGACGUCGUUGAGUUGUGGGUUCGCAACCUGGACGAAGCUGUGGAAUCCUCUGGUGAAGGCGAUUACUUGGCAGUUCCAUCUUCCCUAUCGAAGGGCACACGACUUAGCUGGGAUCAGACUGAGGCUUCUGACUGUCCUAAGGAUGACAACAUUUUUUAUACUUCGAUAUACUUGAAAGGUGGGGCCGUUGCAGUUGUCACGCUGGUACGUCCAGAUGAAUCUCCUCAAGUGGAUCUGCUGAGAAUAGAUUCAAAUGGUGCUGCAACUGAGAAUGGAGGAGUGACAGACGGCUAUGAAAGGAAGGUGCAAGCCACAGGAGUCCUUACAAUGCAUGCACGACCUGAUGAUGGGCUUUCACAGCAGCUUCUCGUUCGUGUGAAACAACUUGAUCGAUGCCUCAAAGUCGUUCCAUCAAGUCUGGUUUUUCCCGAGUCAGAUCUAUCCACUCCUCUUACGCAAGACUUGACUAUCAAAAACAGAAUUGGAUCGAUAGUCACGUACACUACUACUAUCACUGGGCCCAGGGAAAAACUCCUCGCUGAUAACAAUGGGGCACUCACUGAUAAUCUAUCUGCCUCAUCCAACGAACUCGCAGAGUUUUCACCUUCCUUGUCAUGUGAGUCUGUUCUGUCUGUUAGUCCUGGCUCCGGACGCAUUGAAGCUCAUGGAUCUAUGAUACUAAAAGUAACUGGACGACCGUUGAAGCCUGGAAAGCAGAUGUAUACUGUUCACAUACAAAGCUCAGCAUGUCUUCAAGAAACCCAGAUUAGCAUUACAAUGUUGCCAACUAGAGUUCACUGUCUUUACCUGCCUGACCUGCCGGAUGGAGGUGCUUUAGAUAUGGGCUUUUGUUUCAUCAAUGCGCCGUCUGGUGUAAAGGUUGUCCCGUUGAGAUUGCAAAACCUUGCCGGUGAAUCCUUGCUCCUGUCAUUCCGAUCCAACUUAGCGAAGCAAGUCUACAUAUCGACAAGUUCAGAAGACCUAAAGCGGACUGAUGAGUUUCUGUUACCUGGUAGUGCAUCUUCAACAGUUUUUAUGUGUUUAAAGCCAGGCGGGGACGCAACAGCUUUCGAAGGUGGGCAGUGUCGAGAGAUAAUUGGAGGAAUGAGGAUAACUGCCCGUUCGAUACCUCCGGACAGUACAGCAGGAGGAUGCUCUAGCCAAGAGAAAUCUUUAGAUGAAGUUAUGGUGAAAUUCCGAGCUAUUGUCGGGAGAAGUCUCUUGCAAGUGUCCACCUCAAUGAUAGACUUGGGGCGUGUUAGAGAAUAUGGGGGGUUUGUGACAGGUGAAUUUAUGGUUUCCAACCCUAGCAAUCAGAUGCCUUUACAUUUCUCGUUGACUUCUAAGAAAGCCAUACUAUCUGUCUUGGAUGGACAACUGGCUGGUAAGGAAGCUGGACGCUCUGUUGGCCAAUUUGGAAAGUCCGAUAUGGCUGUGAAGUUCUCGUUACCAGUAGUUGAUUACGGCCUUAUUGAAGAUAAGGUGGUUGUUAAGAACCUUUCUUGUCCUGGACAGACUGCAGAAUUGGUCAUUCGACUAUUUGUUGAUGGUGGUGUUGUCGAAGCUAAAGCAGAGCAACCACUGCCGCAUUGUGAGGAAAACAGGGAAGAAGAUUUCUCUUUUCCUCUGGCUCCAGGCUCUCCUUCAACAAACUCUGUCUCUGGACUAUCCAAAGACCGAAAAAGCAAUCCUUCGGGGACUCUCGGCCGCACUUUGCCAUUUUCGUUGAGAGGAGAAGAUGACAAUCGUUCCAGCCGGCAGAUACGGAAAGCUUCCUCAGCAGGAGAUUUCUACUUUGCAAACCUGACUUCAUCUUUCGGUAGACCAGAUGGCUUCACAGAUGAUAAAACCGAGAAGUGUAAUGAUCUCCGAGGUGAUCAUGUACCCUUCUUGGAAGCAAACUCUAUUAUGGACAUGGGAACUGUAUUUAUUUCACCUAUCGAUAGAGGACAGGAGUAUGACAGUUCUUCUGAUAAACUACGUUCCUCAUUCUUCUCAAUUACUGACCUCCGUCCCUAUCACACUUCAUUGGUUAUCACAAACCACUCACAGGAGGUGAUAGAACUUGAGCCUUUCAGCAAUCUGCCGGUGCUUGUUGACUCUGAUCAGCGGUCGAUGGUUUCACGAGAUUCCAGAGAUUAUGGUGGUCAAUCUACUGCUCCUGACAGUGACAAGUUGAACGAGGGAUAUGAGAUCCAUCAAGAUACUUCGGAUGAGGAGUUUGCCCGAGAGGAGUUGAUUUUUCCGGAGAAGUCUGAGCUUGUAACCAAAUUUACAUCCUGUGGGCGCUCUUUUCUUCUCCAACCUGGUUGUUCGACAAAAGUGCUCACGGCGUGUGUAGGUCUCCCACGCAUGUCUUCGUCGGAGUUGGAUCAUUUUCGUGGGGGUAAUACUUCAACACUCGAAGGAUUGCUGUUGUUCAUAAAACGUAACCCUGUCGUUGGUGAAGAUACCUCCAACAAGUUACAAAAUUGUUAUGUUUAUGACGAAGUUGAUGUAAGUCAUCAAGUUGUGGAAGUGUUGAACAUUGUAGCUUCGAUGUGUAUCUCGAAAGGUCAACUUGCUAAAAGCUACGUCGAACUUGGUAAGGUGGGCUAUGCAAACAGGUGGGCAGAUGUCCAGUUCGAGUUAACUGUGGAGAAUAUCAGUGAUGCAGUAUUGGUGUACCAGCUUGUGGAUGUUCCAAGUUGCUUCUCAAUUCUUAUGAACGAUUCACCAACAGAGUAUAAUGUUGACGAAUUGAGGAGUUCUGUAGUUCCAAGGGGCUCCAGCACUUUGAGGAUUACUCUACGUACUUCAAAGCUGGAACACGUGAAGGAAGCAGGUCCUUGCUCAUGGCGUCUCUGCCUGCUGAAUUGCAAUAACCCUCAGAAUCUGAUGGAGCUUACCGUAGAAGCGGAAAUGACUGUCUGCAAUCUUCGUUUUGGAGGAUUGACCGAAUCUGCUUUAUUGUUACCACCUCUUACGUUGCCUGCUCUACCGAGUGCACCACCCUGUAUCACACAAUUCAUGGUGGAGAAUCUAUCGCUUGAGUCUCUUGGUGUAGCUCUUCAACUGCAACAAGCUGAGGAAACAGAGUCAUUGGUCAUGUUGGAGAUUGUUUCUCAGGAAAACACCACCAUUGGGGAGCUGACGUUGGGCCCUGGCGAAAGAGCUGAGCUGCGUGUUUGUGCGCGCCCCAUUUCCGAUAAUAUCCCUUCUCACUUCCUCGCACGAAAGGCCUCAACUAUCAGAUUUCCAAAUGUGGGCAGUAACGGUGGUUUGAGUAGCAAGUACUGGGAAAUAUUUUCCUCCGACAUCCCAAGGAAUAUUAAUCGGACAAAUUCCAGUGGGCAGGACUUAAAAGUUCUGGAUAUUGAGCAAUCUGAUGCAGAAGUAGAGGUUGAAGGAACUCUAUCCAUACUGCGAGGAGACUCUGAGCUUGCAAGUACAGUUUGCUUGGGGCAGUUGUAUAUGUUUUCAUCUCCUCACACACCGGAUUGUAUUCCUAUCCACGGCGCUUUACUUCCGGGUUCAUCUUUUGAUAUAUCACCGCGUAACCUCCAUCUUCAGGCGAGAUUGGGAGGAGCAGAAUUGCCUCAGAAAAUACCAAGCUCGGACGAUGUUGAGAAUGGCAGCAAGAUACCACCGGUAUUAUGGGAAGGGCGACAUGAGCCAACUGCAACGUCGCAAGUUGUCAUUAGAAAUUUUAGAGCGUUUGAGUCUUUGCAAUUUUCUGUGCUUAUAGGUGAUAGCGAACAAGAGAUUCUCAGAGAGAUAGUUUCUGAUUAUCUUUCUGUACAACCAUUAGAAGGCUCUAUUCCUCCCCAUGGAAAUGCUGAGAUUACAAUUAAAUCUCGACCCUGGUCCAGAGAUGUCUAUGAUACAUUCAUGAGAAGUUCAGCUCGUGAAGAGAUUCUUAACCCUGAACCAAUCGCAUUAACACUAUUUGUACAAGAUGUUGAAGGGCAAAAGUCUGAAAGAAGUUCGGAGCGUAUAGUUCUAAGAAUUAGACCCCCAGUAGAUGUGAAGGAUCUCAGAGAGGAAGAUAUUGAAGCACCUACGAAAACUCUGUCUAGAAAUUUGUCUGUUGAUAAGAAGGACGUUGCCCGCGCGAGUAAUGGUUCUCCUCUGGUUCUUGGCCUUCGAGGCUGUACUCCAGUAGGUGGCAGCCAUCUCUGCUAUGAAUUCAAUCUUGGACAGCAGAAUGUAUCAUCUGGGGGACGUUUGAACUGGGAUUUAACUUUAGUGGGAGAUAAAUCCUGGCCAAUACACUAUCGAUUGUGCACCAUCAGCGAAGGCGACACGAAAUGGCUAACUAUAACCCGUCCCAAAGGACUUGUUGAGGCUUCUCAGCAAACGAUAGUUCAACUUAGUUUCUCCACUAAAUCAAUGGGUGUAUAUUCCACAUACUUGGUGGUAGAGAAUCUGGAGAAUCCAGCUGACCUGAAAACUGUCCACCUAAGUCUCGAAGUAGUGGCUCCACGCAACGCGCGUCCAGAAGCACCGUCGUUGACAUUUUUCCAUGUCCUUGUGCAAGGUGACAGGUCGGAGGGAAUGGUUAUAGACAUGGGAGAAGUGUACUACAACUUCUGGUAUCGAAAUCGGUCAUUUGCCAUUGUGAACGAGGCCCCAGUAGCUAUGGAGUUUCUGUUGUCUUCCAGUAUGGAUCAGAAUGAGUCAACGGAACUUAACUUCUCUCUCGCCAAUACGUCAUUGAAGCGAUUCAGCUCCAUAACACUCGGUGCGAAGAGCAGUGUACGCAUCUGGAUUCACUUUUGCCCAGGCCCAGCCAAGGAGAAGCCUAUCACCGAGGAUACCUGCGACGAAAUGGCAGCGAACAUAUUUGUAAAUUGUCGGCUUGUAAAGGAUUAUCAACAGUGCAUCCCGUUUCGCGCAAGAUGUCGCUAUCCGCAGAUUGGUAUAUCAACAACAGAUAUUGUAUUUUCCACACGACGUCAAGGACAGACCUCUAUCUGGAUGCAAGAAGAUUCGAGUUGUGCAACAGGAGAUACCAUGUCUGAGAAUGGUCCUGUAAAUGCUCCACUGAUUGAGAGCGUAGCUGUAGUUGGAUCUACAGGGUCACAGUGUCUAAUACCCGUACUAGAUGAGCUCGCAUAUCAGUCUGUGGGUGGGUCAGCUGAUGACGCUGUUCCAGCUGAACAAUCGAAGGAUGUAUUGACUCCAGUCGGACAAGUAGGAAAAGCGAGGCGCGAGGAGGACAUGGAACUUUGUCCUCCACAGCAGUUGCUAGUUGUCAGAAACCUAUAUGCUCAUCAACCGUUACAGUAUCUUGUGAAAAAUGAUUCUCUGUUUUUCAUAGCAGAUUUUCCAGAGCCACAGGUCAUACCAUGUGCGAAAAUCAUACCAGAACUGACGGAAGAUCUUAACGGACCUUGCGAAUCACUUCAUUCCAUCGUUGUUAGACCAAACAUGGAAAACCUUCGUCUGCACCAGAAGACGAUAUUGAAGCAGAAGUACCUUGAGGAGCAUCUGACUAUCUACAACCGGUCGAAUCCUCGUGAGAAGUAUACUGUGAGCUUGCGGAUUACAGCUGGACACUUGCGCAAUUUUUUUGCAGCUCCGGGGCGUAAGAAUUCAUACCCAUUCAACCGUCUAGAGCUCCUGAUCACUUCUUUCUUGAGCACCUUUUACUCCCUGACAAAUCAAAUGUUGGCUGGGAUAGUCCCCAGUAACCUCCGUUCGAUUACAUCAGGCGAGGUUAGAACCGAGAAAGGUCGUGUUAACGACGAAGGGUCGAGCAGUCUGAUGAAACAGCAAUUGCGCAACAGACAAGUGGGAGCAAUAUCUCAGGCUCUUGAGGAAUGUCUAGAGUCGAGAAUGUUCAGCACCCAUGCUUCAACAGACUACGAGACUCUUUAUUUUGAUUUUCACUACUUGACCGAUGAACUUGUAUUCUACUGUCUAAAAGAACGUUGGAGUAGAGGCGGCGGAACCUUGGAGCUAGCAACAGUGCAACUAGCUAAACUCCUCUAUUGUGCUCUGUAUCGGUGUCAGAUCUUCCAGGUUUGUCUGGACAGUUGCUGGAACUUUUCGUCGUUUGGAUCCACAAGCACCGUGACUCCUGAAGACCAGGCUGAUGAAGAUGUCGGCGCGAUGGUCAGCCAAAUGUACUUGUCUCCCAAGUUCAAAAAUGGGGUUGUAGAACCUGACGACGGGCCUCCAGAGAUUGGCAACUUGGCGCAAGGAGAGGUGAUACCAGCCCCGAGGCAGAGUCUGAAGUUCCUCGAGGAUUGGACAGGCCAGCUGCGUCAUUUCUUGUCAUUCUUCCCUGACAGUCGAGAGGAUUUGAUCCCUCUCAGAGAGCUCAACCAGAAGAAUCAGGAUGUGAUUAUUGCAUGCAGAUGUGCAUUCGGUAGAGAGAACCAUUCUUUAAUGUACAGAUCGUAGGGCUUAGAUGUAGAAAUUUUCACUUGUAUACUAGUAGCGUAUGUUGAUUUUUGAUUUGUAGGCAUUCAAAUGUAUUCAAGGUGCCCCACAUAUAAGCUAGAAUUAGAAUUCAGGAUUAGAAGCCAAAGGGGCAGUUAUGCAAUCACCAUAGGAUCUGUCUUUUCCUGCGCUUCGUUCCAUCAUCAAUCUUGUAGACGGGCUCCUUAUAAAUCUACAUGGUUGUCUUACACUCCCUUAAACGGGAUGUUUC